GGGGGGGGAACUCAGAACCGCAGUUGCUGUCACAGAGAGGAGCAGAUGACGCUUCAGCUUUAAAUUAUUUUAAUAAUUUUGUUGUCUUCUAAAAUAAAGAGAAUUGAUAGAGGCAUAUUCUUUGCUUCCUGUGUGUUUGCUUUUUAAUAGAAGUUGAAAAUCAGAAGUGCUCUACGUUGUGAACAUUGUACCACGGAUAUUCGUGGUUGUACGAUCGUCUCAGGACCAUGCAAUUUGAAUUGCAAUGGGAAAAGAAGACACGCGAAAGAGAAAAUCUACAAGAGAUCCCAAACCAUCGGUGUUGCCAACACCUCCAAGGAAAGAUUACAGAAGUAAAGUGAUAUAUCUCCUCCUUAUUCCUGUUACAUUUUUUCUAAUCCGAUACAUGCUGGUUCAUUUUCUUCUUGUCGGAGAUGAUUUUAUUCAGUUUGUGGGGAAAAGUCCAGCCAGAGAAAAAGUUGCCGUUACAGUGCCUUGCUCUGCUGACUAUAAUGGUGAAGAGUUUGAAGAGUGCAAACCAAAGAAGUGUGGGCGGGUGGUGAUGGACAACUUAGUUGCAGAAGAAGAUGCCAGACAUCUUCUUGGUGUGGCCAAGCGUGGUUUGUCUCUUGGAGGAUCUCAUGGAGGUGCUUCUAUCCUUGAUUUACACUCAGGGGCACUAUCAGCAGGAGAAAGAUUUAUCAACAUUUAUAGCUUGAUGAAACAGCUAGAUGAGCAAAUCUUUGCAGAGGAAGACUUUAGAAUAUACAGGAAGGUAAAAGACUUGAUCAAAGAGGCGAUUGCAGAAGAGUUUGAAAUCCCAAAGCAAAAGUUGUUUCUCACUAAACCUACGUUCUUCUCACGCAUGAAUAUGACUCCACCAAAAACAGUCCACGAUGAGUACUGGCAUCCACAUGUUGACAAGGAAACAUAUGGCUCUUUCCAUUACACAUCACUGCUAUACCUGUCAACAUUUCAAGAUGACUUUGAUGGUGGGCGAUUUGUAUUCAUUGAUAAAGAUGGCAAUAAAACUGUGGAGCCAAGGUUAGGGAGAGUGUCAUUCUUCACUUCAGGCUCUGAAAAUGUUCAUUUUGUUGAACGAUUAAAAGAUGGUGUUCGAUAUGCCAUCACCGUGUCCUUUACUUGUGACCCCAGACAAGCUAUUUCAGACCCAUCUUUUGUCAUGAAUUAAAGUUCAUCUCUGCCUGUU
Molecule: messenger RNA, 1189 nt
Organism: Pomacea canaliculata
Lineage: Eukaryota; Metazoa; Mollusca; Gastropoda; Architaenioglossa; Ampullariidae
Product: 2-oxoglutarate and iron-dependent oxygenase domain-containing protein 3-like
Exons: 10
Coding region: 245-1171 (308 amino acids)
Cellular component (GO): membrane
Molecular function (GO): oxidoreductase activity, acting on paired donors, with incorporation or reduction of molecular oxygen; L-ascorbic acid binding; iron ion binding
Source: RefSeq, a predicted model, not a curated record